AUGUCACUCGUGGCAGGACCUGGGGUAGGGGGAUCGCACUCCAUCGUGCCGGAGGAUGUCAGCCUGGUGGUCGAAAAACAUGUCAAGUAUAUUCAACUUUUGGAUACCCGAAAAGAUGAGCUCGACUACUGGUUGACCGAACAUCUAAGAUUAAACGGGGUAUAUUGGGGUCUGACGGCGCUUCACCUCCUGGGCCAUCCCCAUGCUCUACCUCGUGAUAAAACAUUACAAUUCGUCUUUUCUUGCCAGAACCCGGAUGGAGGUUUUGGUGCUGCUCCUGGCCAUGACUCCCACAUGUUAUACACAGUCAGCGCCGUCCAAAUUCUUGCCACAAUCAAUGCGCUACAAGACUUGGAGUCGCCACAAAGAGGAGGAAAGGAGCGGAUAGCAAAAUAUAUUGCGAGCCUUCAGGACGUCAAAACUGGUACUUUCGCCGGAGAUGAGUGGGGUGAGACAGACACACGUUUUCUAUACGGUGCCUUCAACGCACUUUCCAUACUAAACAUGAUGCACCUGGUGGACGUGGACAAGGCUGUCUCCCACAUUCAGGCCUGCGCAAAUUUUGAUGGAGGGUUUGGCCGUUCGCCAGGCGCCGAGUCUCAUUCCGGUCAAAUCUUCACUUGCCUCGGGGCAUUGACCAUCGCUCGUCGACUAGACAUUGUGGAUUAUGAUCGACUGGCUGCUUGGCUAAGUGAAAGACAACUUCCCAAUGGUGGGCUGAAUGGCCGGCCAGAGAAACUUGAAGAUGUGUGCUAUAGCUGGUGGGUUCUUAGUAGCAUCGCAAUGUUGGGCAAACUUCAUUGGAUCGAUGCUUCAGAACUGAUCAAGUUUAUUCUGAGGUGUCAAGACGCCGACCAAGGAGGAUUUGCGGACAGACCUGGCGAUAUGGUGGAUGUUUUCCAUACGGUAUUCGGCCUCGCAGGUUUGAGCUUGCUGGGCUACCCAGGGCUCGUCGAGGUCGAUCCUGUGUAG
Molecule: messenger RNA, 972 nt
Organism: Fonsecaea pedrosoi CBS 271.37
Lineage: Eukaryota; Fungi; Ascomycota; Eurotiomycetes; Chaetothyriales; Herpotrichiellaceae
Exons: 3
Coding region: 1-972 (323 amino acids)
Biological process (GO): protein geranylgeranylation
Cellular component (GO): Rab-protein geranylgeranyltransferase complex
Molecular function (GO): Rab geranylgeranyltransferase activity
Source: RefSeq, a predicted model, not a curated record